Molecule: messenger RNA, 798 nt
Organism: Closterium sp. Naga37s-1
Lineage: Eukaryota; Viridiplantae; Streptophyta; Zygnematophyceae; Desmidiales; Closteriaceae
Source: the annotation of a GenBank genome assembly
AUGCAGGAUACAUGGGGUUGCAUAAAAGGAACCUUCUCCUCCCUCUACUCCUCCCUCAGCUCUUCUCUUCCCCAGCAAUGGCACUCUUCCACUGCUGCUGCUCCCAUACACCUCACCACCGCCCCUUGCUCUCUCUCCUCCUCCUCCUCUUCCUCCUCCCACCCCACCCUCUUCAAAGGGCCCCUUCUCGUCUCUCUUGUUUCGUCGCUUUCCCUCGCGCUCCUCCUCUCGCUCCUCUCCUUCCUCCGUCCGGUCUUUCUCCGCUUCCGCGCAUUGCAAGCAGAGAGAGAAGCAGCCACCGCCACUGCAAACCCCCUUACCCCUUUUGGGGGGUUGGGAAUGGGGGUGGCACAGAGAGGGGGGGGCCAGGGCGGAGGGGGGGUGUUAACAGAUAGCACUGGUGUUGGUGCUGGGAUUGGUGGGGAAGAAAAUGGGAGAGGAGGGAUGGGAGGGGGAGGGGAUGGUGGUGUGGGGGUGAGUGGAGGAGGGGUGCCUUUGCUGGGUGCUACAGCAGCGUUGAUGCUGAACGAAGAUCGACGGCUGAGAUCGGCUGACUGGAUUAGGGCGAAAGGGGGAGCCUCGGCUGCAGCUGCUGCUGGUUCUGUUGCGGCUGGGAUGGGUCGGCCGGACCUCACUCCAGAGGACGUGGCUCGGGAUUACGAGGAGAUAGUUCGGUGCUACCAUGAGGGCAUGGCCUCGUCCUAUGAGUCCUUUCUGCGCGACAGCGGCGCCAUGUCUGCCGGCCGCUUCCGGGGAGGCAUGCCGCCCAAAUUCAGGCCCAAGCCGAAGCAGCGGUGA